This is a messenger RNA of Lachancea thermotolerans CBS 6340, 2193 nucleotides long. It is a transcript of the gene STT3, whose product is annotated as dolichyl-diphosphooligosaccharide--protein glycosyltransferase subunit STT3. The record is from RefSeq and is a predicted model, not a curated record. Lineage: Eukaryota; Fungi; Ascomycota; Saccharomycetes; Saccharomycetales; Saccharomycetaceae. Gene Ontology annotation, cellular component: membrane. Gene Ontology annotation, molecular function: dolichyl-diphosphooligosaccharide-protein glycotransferase activity. The coding region runs from base 1 to 2193 and encodes 730 amino acids. Gene Ontology annotation, biological process: post-translational protein modification. The transcript has a single exon.
AUGGCUACGAGUUGCACGCAGAAACACCUCAUCCGGUGGAUUCAAUUGCUGCUGAAAUGUACCAUCUUCCUGUCCCUAACGGCUGCGGCUGUGUCGUCGAGGCUGUUUUCGGUCAUCCGGUUUGAGUCGAUCAUCCACGAGUUCGAUCCAUGGUUCAACUUCCGGGCAACAAAGUACCUGGUAAACAACGGCUUUUAUAAGUUUCUUAAUUGGUUCGACGACAGAACUUGGUAUCCCCUGGGCAGAGUCACCGGUGGCACGCUGUAUCCCGGUCUGAUGGCGACGUCCGCCGCUGUAUGGCACGGGCUCCGCAAGAUUGGGCUGCCUAUCGACAUCCGGAACGUGUGUGUGCUGUUUGCGCCCGCGUUCUCUGGUGUCACUGCGUGGGCCACUUAUCACCUGACAAGCGAGAUCAAGGACUCCGGCGCGGGCCUGCUGGCAGCCGCCUUUAUCGCGAUUGCUCCGGGAUACAUUUCCCGGUCUGUCGCAGGCUCCUACGACAACGAAGCCAUCGCUAUCACCUUGCUGAUGGUUACGUUCAUGUUCUGGAUCAAGGCCAUGAAAACCGGCUCCAUCAUGCAUUCCACCUUUGCAGCCCUCUUCUACUUUUACAUGGUGUCCGCGUGGGGUGGCUACGUGUUCAUCACCAACCUGAUCCCCUUGCAUGUCUUCAUUUUAAUUUUGAUGGGCCGCUACUCCACCAGACUUUACUCGGCCUACAGUACCUGGUACGCUAUUGGCACACUCGCCUCCAUGCAGAUUCCAUUUGUCGGGUUUCUGCCCAUCAGAUCUAACGACCACAUGGCUGCGUUGGGUGUAUUUGGUUUGAUGCAGGUGGUUGCGCUGGGGAGCUACGUGAAGUCGCAGGUCUCGUGGCAGAAGUUCCAAACUGUGAUGGUUGUAUCACUUGUAUUUCUGCUAGCGCUGGGUAUCAGUGCUUUGUUUGCGCUGACUUACUUUGGUUUCAUUGCCCCCUGGACCGGCAGAUUCUACUCUCUGUGGGACACUAACUACGCGAAGAUCCACAUCCCCAUUAUCGCCUCGGUAUCAGAGCACCAGCCUACCGCGUGGCCAGCCUUUUUCUUUGAUACUCAAUUUCUGAUUUGGUUAUUCCCAGCGGGUGUAUUUUUACUGUUCUUGGAUCUCAAAGAUGAACACGUUUUCGUGAUUGCUUACUCCGUUCUCUGCUCUUAUUUUGCGGGUGUCAUGGUCAGACUCAUGCUAACUCUGACACCAAUCAUCUGUGUCUGUGCCGCAGUAGCCAUUUCCAAGCUAUUCGACGUCUACGCCGACUUUUCAUAUUUUUUCAGUUCCUCCAGCGCAGAAAAGCCAAACCUGUCCAAGAGAGACCGCAUUAUGACUUUGGUUACUAAGCUAACGGUUUGUGGUUCUUUCUUGGCCUAUUUGGUUUUGUUCGUGCACCACUGUACCUGGGUGACCUCUAACGCUUAUUCGUCGCCAUCCGUGGUUUUGCCUUCACGUAAUCCCGACGGAUCUCCUGCUCUGAUAGACGACUUCCGUGAGGCUUACUACUGGCUGCGUAUGAACACUGCAGAAGAUGCCAAGGUUGCCUCUUGGUGGGACUACGGCUACCAAAUUGGUGGCAUGGCUGACAGAACCACCUUGGUAGACAACAAUACUUGGAACAACACCCACAUCGCUAUCGUGGGUAAAGCUAUGUCGUCCCCCCAAGAGAAGGCGUAUGACAUCUUGAAGGCUCACGAUGUGGACUACGUUCUGGUUAUUUUCGGCGGGCUCAUAGGAUUCUCAGGUGAUGAUAUCAACAAGUUCCUAUGGAUGGUAAGGAUUUCUGAGGGCAUAUGGCCCGAUGAAAUCAAAGAAAGAGACUACUUCACCCCCAGCGGUGAGUACCGUAUGGACGCGCAAGCUUCCCAAACCAUGAAAGACUCGCUGUUGUACAAGCUCUCCUACCACCGCUUCCCCACAUUGUUCAAUGGCGUUGAGGGCAUCGACCGUCUGCGUGGUCAGAACAUCAGACAAGUGGAUAUCGGUAACUUGGACUACUUUGAAGAGGUUUUCACCUCUGAGAACUGGAUCGUGAGACUUUACAAACUCAAAGAGCUAGAUGCUAUGGGCAGAGACUUGCAUACCAAAGGCGAAUUCGACAGAGGCUCCUCCCGCGGCAUCAAAAAGAGAGUUGCCAAGAAGCCACUGCUUGACGUCAGAGUCUGA